Molecule: messenger RNA, 3721 nt
Organism: Linum trigynum
Lineage: Eukaryota; Viridiplantae; Streptophyta; Magnoliopsida; Malpighiales; Linaceae
Source: the annotation of a GenBank genome assembly
ACCGAAUCUGGUUGAGUCGCGGACUAGGUCGUUCUCUUUAAGACGUUCACAGCACUGCCUCGUAAUUCACACAGCAGACUAUCAGUCAGUCGCCUCCGGGAUAAAACAGUCAUUCUAAUUUGCUGCUCAUCGGUUUUUGUGCGAAAACCGGAGCUCUAUGAAUUCACUCUCUCUCGUAUGUUUAUGCUCUUUUGAUAUGUGUUUAGAAAGUUUAGAGCCUCUACUAUUUAUAGGAGGAGAAAAUCCGGAAUACUGACAAUUCCAAGAAAGUCACUGAACUUAUUAUCAUGCGCGGUUUGACCAGAAAGAGGAUAACACAACAGUGCGAGUAAAAAAAGGGGAAGUGGAAAUAGGGACACAACUUUUCUAGCACGCUUCCACUUGGCCCCAAAAUUUUAUUAAUAGCAAAGAAGAAGCCGACGGAGGAGUGUCCGGUGUCCCCUACACUCUCCAGAGCAGUUCCGGCAAGGCAACGGCAGGCAGCUGCCGCUGCUGGUGCGCCAUUAAUCAUCUUCAUUGAGGCAUAAUCUUUAAAAGGAAAAGCUCACGAGAACUACCUCAGUAAAAAAAGGAUGCUUCUCUAUCAUUUGGACCGAUGGUCAAAUAAGUGAUUUGAUCAGUUGGUUCCUUUUUUUUUUUUAUCUCUGUCUGCGACGGUGAAUUCAGGGCACUGCGCUCCCACGUUGUUUUGUCCUUGAUUUUAUCACAGAGGUAUAAUUAUGGGUUAAUAUUUUUGUACGGACUGAACUUUGACCAAAAUAAACAUUCUGGCCAAUCUUUUUGAUCUAUAACAUCCUGGCCCGAACUAUACACCAAAAUAAACAAUUUGGCUAAAUCCGACUUUUGACCGUUAACCUGGACGGUCAAACGCGUUGACCGUUAGUCAACGUGCCAUGUCACUGCCAAGUCAGCAUAAAAUAUUUAAAAUAAUUCACAAUUUUCAUACAUUCCCUAAUUUUAUAUUAUUAUAAAUUAAAAAAAUCAUCUAAUACCUUAGUUAAACCAAAAAUAAAAAACGAAAAAAAUAAAUAUUUAUCAGAUCUUAUGACUUGGCAGUAAUGUGGCGCGUUGAUCGUUAGUCAACGCGUUUGACCGUCCAAGUUAACGGUCAAACAUCGGGUUUGGCCAAAUUGUUUAUUUUGAUGUAUAGUUCGAGUCAGGAUGUUAUAGAUCGAAAAAAUUGACCAUGAUGUUUAUUUCGACCAAAAUUCAGGUAGUACAAAAAUAUUAACUCUAUAAUUAUACACAAUCCCACUAAUUCUUCCCCUAGUAAAUGUUCCCCUGCCACAAUAAUUCUGCCGCGUAAUUACCUUUCCUUAACUCAUCACCAUAAUUCCUUCCAUACCUCAUGCCCAUCCAGACAAGAGGGGCGUGCGUUAUAAUAAAUACCCAUCGCCAUUAAAAUAACUCAGUUACAGUCUUACACAGAAAUUGGAAGAGACAAGAAGAAGAAGAAGAAACCAAACCAACCGUUGGAUAAAUAAAAUAUAAAACGACCCUCAGAGCUCAGUUCUAGCGAGUAGGGUUUUGUCAAGUUCCAAACCAACGGGCCAUUCCUCCUUCCCUUGACCUUGAGCCACUUACCCGAAAGGCCGAAACCCAUAUAUAAAAGCUCUGCUCAAAAGGAGAGGGGGAAAAAAAAGGGGUAAAGCUAGAACAGAAAAAUGGCAAGCAAAAGCAAAUCCCCUGUUUUCCCCAUGCCAACAGAGCCUCACCACUUCAGCGACUAUGGCUUCGACCCUCAAAUCGACUACUUCCAGUUCUUAGAAGAAGCGAAGAAGCACAAGCUCAACUCCACCACCGCAGCAAAUUCCAUCGACACGCUGCACUUCAAGCUCCAGAAGCCCCUCUCCAGAGACGAAUCUCUGAAGGCGACCCGGUCCAACAAGGCGAAGAUCAAGAAGCGGUGGUGGAAGAACGCGCUGGUCUUCUUCAAGCUGAAAUGGGCUCACACCAAUCCCAAAUUUAAAGCCUUUGAAGCAGAGGAAGGAGAAGGAGAUGAUGUUCACAGAGCCAGGGCUCGAGCUCUCCGUGCCACGAUGUCGGGACCCGUUUAUUACAUAACCGAGAGCCGAAGCGGGUCGAACACGCCGUACCGGACGACGACGAGCAGGCCUGCCUCCGGCCCUCUCGCCGGAUCUCUGUCGCCGGCGGUGAAAGGGGACAUCGAUUUGCCGUAUGUGAGUCUCAGGGAGCUUAAUAUGGAGCGGCAGCAGCAGAGGAUGUCUACCUCUGCCUUGCCCAUUUACUUGGUCACUUGAAAAAUGCUGAAUCGGUUUCAAUUGGGAAGUCUAGAUUAGUUUCUUUCCAAGAUUGGUGCCCAGUUUUCCCCCUUUUUUUGGUUGGGGGAAAGGGGGAAAUUACAGAUUGCUGUCGCCAUGGUCUUUUCCCUUUCCUCUGUUUUCUGGGUUGCUUCUAAAAUUGCUUAGGAAGAACAGGGUGUUUGAUUUUUUAUUUUUUUUACCUUUUGUGGAGGAUGACUGAAUCAUCAAUCUCCACUUUUCUAUGUUAUCUUUUUUACCUUUUCACUAAGUAGUGAUGAGAUUGAUUUGUUGUUGUUAGUUGGUAAUGGUGAUGAAUGAUCAUAGAGUGUGAAAUUUGUGCAUCAAGGCACCAACUUUGGUGGUGGUGUGUUGUUGUUUGUAGUGGUAAAUCUUUUUAUCUAUUUGUUUGUCUAUCUAUGCUCACUAUAUUAUUAUCAUAAAGUGAAAUGGGUUUUUUUCGGGAUGAAGCACAGUUUGCAACACUAUAAUUGAAACGAAUGAAUAUUAUAGUACAGUCGAAAAUGAUAUGAAAUUAUAAGAUAAUGACCUUGAAUUACUUCAUUUUCAGAGGCUUUCACUCUUCUCUUUAAUGUUGGGAUAGUGUAGUUGUUGGAAAUUGGUUGUUAGGUAAUUGUUAAUUAUCUAUCUCUGAUGGGGCAUGUGACCUCUUUGUUAAUGGAGGAUUUGAUGGAUCUUAGGAAGAGUAAUCUCAUUUGUUUUCAUAUUCUUAAAUCUUCAAUUCAAAAGUAGCUAUGAUAUAUUUGCUGAAUAUUUUGAAAUCUACAACGGUCCUAGAUGAUAAAUUAUUAGGUGUGAUUUUGUCAGCUAGUGUGCAAAUUACACUACAUGGGUACGGUCAGCAGAAUCAAGCUGGAUUUGGUUCCCCUCAUUUUACCUUGCCUUAUUGUAGGGUCCUUCACAACUAACCGACGAAAGGAGAGCCUAACUACCUAAAAGAGAAAAGUUCCAUUAAGCAUCAAGAACUUUGUUAGUUUAAGCAAUGCCAUUGCUCCCUUUAAUGAUACACUUUUUGAUCAAGUUAGAUUAGCCACUCAUUAUGUGCUCUAACAUAAGAGUACAACAUACCCCAUUAGACCAAAUCAAUCCCGAGCAUCCAUAACUGCGUACUUCUUCGAGAAUCGAACUAUAAUUUUUGAGCAGUAUAUUCGUGAUGAGCGCAUCAUAUGUGGGUGACAUAAGUUCGAACCUGCUGAUUGAUUAAUAAGAAGCUAUAAGUACGAUAUUAUGCGACGUCUAUCCAAAUUCCCAAGCAUGAUGGACAUGCAUCGCCAACGCGACAGAGGGAGCCUUUGAGGAGAGGACCCGACUUAGCAAAAAAUUGAGUAUCAAACUCUUUAAAUAUAUACGUUUUAGCAUGAUUUUUGAAAUGUAGGACCCCAUACUUUUGCCGAUACUACCUGAUCACGUACGGAUCUCAAUUAACUCGAGUUUUUUAA